Oreochromis niloticus (Nile tilapia) is the source of this 2379-nucleotide messenger RNA. Its product is annotated as transmembrane protein 26. The transcript has 4 exons. The coding region runs from base 778 to 1851 and encodes 357 amino acids. The record is from RefSeq and is a predicted model, not a curated record. Lineage: Eukaryota; Metazoa; Chordata; Actinopteri; Cichliformes; Cichlidae.
UCCUCUCUGUGAUGAUUGUCAGUCAUCUGUCUUCGCUUCGCUUCAGUGGUUUAGUAGAUUGACGUUCCUGGACAGCUUCUACCCACGCAGCAUCCUCAUUCUGAUGCAACCGCAGUAACAUACCCACACACUCCUGCAGUUGCUUGUUCAGAGGCCCAUCAGCAUCUCCUUUUCCUCUUGUUGCUCCAUGUUUUUGUGUGCGCAGAGGCCAAAGAGUGGGGCAGUUAUCAGGACCAGCGCUGCAGUUACAGAGCAGGCAUGGGUGGGAGCAGGGCAGGGCUGCGUGCUCUCCGAACAGGCAGUGCGACAGGCUGGCUUCACCCAAGGAGAUAACUUUGUUCUGGGCCAGGAGAGAUGACAUCAUGAUGGAUGGCAAUGAAGAUGUGGGCGCAAGGGGCAGGAAGCGUUAUCUCACAUGAUGGCACCGAGAGGAUGGAGACACACACACGCACAUAAACACUUGUGGAUCACACUGCUCCUCGCUGAUACUCCAGUGGACUCGAACAGUAGUCACUCCCCACUGAACACACAUACGUACAUGCGGGAAUACACACCUCUGACAUGUUCACUCUUCCGCAGGGUCUAGGAGGUGGCUGUCAGUUAAAAGGCAUAAAUCAGACACAGAGGGCAGGUCACUGUGGGUGACUGUUGGGUUACUGUCACUUUCCACUGCACAGCAUCUAAAACUUUUGGAAAAUACACUGAAGAGACUGAUCUCAAGAAGGACUCCCGGCUUAUGCUGUAGUGAUCUCCUCUGCAGGUUUUCUCUGGUGCACGAUGUGUCGCCUCUUGAAUGUCUUGCUGGCCUUGCUGAGCCGCUUCCUGUUUGCUGUCCACGGGGUGGUGACGGUGUGGCGAGUUGUAGCUGUUAAAGGGGAGCCGCUCUAUUGGCUGCUGCUGACAGGCGUGGCUCUGUUGGGUGUGGAAAUGGCCGUCACUCUGAAAUGCACCCGUAAUGCAGAGUGGAAAUGGUUCUCCCCCAUGGUUUUCCUGUACCUCAGUACUGUCAUCCCGUCCAUUUGGUUUCUGGAGCUGAGCCUGCUACAGUCCAAGCUGCCUUUCAACAAUUCCUCAGGCCAUGAGCUUCGUUUGCUGGCUCACAUCCCGAUCUCAGCGGGGAUUAAGGAUCUGGACCCAGAGAACUGGGUAGCUGGCCUGGAGCAAACCAUGCUGAUAGUCUUGGUUCUGGGUCGCUGGCUAAUGCCCAAGGGGGACAUGUCACGUGACCAACUCUCACAGCUUCUCAUGGUGAAUGUGGGACUGGGUGCUGACAUCCUGGACAUCUUCGACACCUUCAAGGAGCCCGAGGUCAAAACCAACCAGGCAGUUGUCAUCAUCGGCUUGGCCCUUUUCUCUUGGGCGCUCAUGCAGUUUCCUCUGGUUCUCACUCAGACACGACCCCAAAAGGCUGGGCCUUCUCAAGACAGCAAGGGUGGUUCCUUCUGCUGCUCCGGGGCUCCACCCUCACUCACCUCCUGCUGCUCCAGCGAAGUCUGGAGCUUGCUGCUCACAGUGGGACUCCAAGAUGGCCCGUUCCUGCUCUACCGGAUCUACCUCAUGGUGCAAGAGCAGGUCCUCAACCAGCUGAUGAUUUUCUUCACCUGCAAGAAUAUCCUCAUCGUUCUUUUGGAGCUCUACAGAAUAUUUGUGGUGCAGUGUGAGCAGCAGGUAUCUGGGCUGGAGAGAUGUGCUGCUCUGGUGCUCCAGUGUCAAGCCCAUGGGGGCAGCAGGGAGGAGGAGGAGGUGGAAGAAGAAGUGGGUAAAGACGAGUGUUGCGAAGAGCAGAGCUGUCAUAUAGACAUGAAGAAAGGGACCGAAAGGGAGGAAGAUCAGAGAGGUGUCCAGGUAUAGAAAGGCUCAAAAUGCCGUGAGGCAUGACUCCGGCCCCCAGGAGGGAGGGAAUAGCUUUCACCAAGAAUGAAGUCUAAACCCAUCUGCCAUCUCUUACAUCUCAGCCUCGUUUGGAGACAGUCUCGGCUCUCUGGAGGUUCAGCGACUAGAAACAGAGCACAAGAAAAGAGAGUAAGUCCCCAUUGAAAAGAUCAGAGAUGAAUUUAUGCAACUCCCUUUGAUAAAAGUGGUGUUUCCAUCACGGGAGCUUUCUCUGCUCAAGAAAAUCAGUUCCACAGAACUGUCAAUCUCUUUAAUAGUAUGAAGCAAAUAACAAAGUAGCUGAAAGAAGAUAAAUACAUCUGGGAACUUUACACUUCAACAAACUGGUCUGAAUAAACAAGAGCUUAGUAUAUGGAAUAGUAUGACUGCAUCAUGAUAUGUCCUUGUGUUUUUAACCAAAUAAGGUUGGUAAUCAUGGCACUCGAUGUUCUAUGAAAUAAAAAAUGCUUAAUUUGAUGAUGUGUCUUUUCUUGCUAGUGAAUGAGC